Chenopodium quinoa (quinoa) is the source of this 4605-nucleotide messenger RNA. RefSeq lists its product as uncharacterized. Gene Ontology annotation, biological process: DNA integration; proteolysis. Lineage: Eukaryota; Viridiplantae; Streptophyta; Magnoliopsida; Caryophyllales; Amaranthaceae. Gene Ontology annotation, molecular function: nucleic acid binding; aspartic-type endopeptidase activity. The coding region runs from base 1 to 4605 and encodes 1534 amino acids. The record is from RefSeq and is a predicted model, not a curated record. The transcript has 5 exons.
AUGCGCAGGAGGCAACGAAGUUCUAGUCCUUUGGCGCCCAUAGACCCAGAGCUGGAGCGCACCCUUGCUCAAUUGAGGAGGGAAAUUAGGGAUAGUGUGGAAAACCCUUUCCAAGAGGAAGUUAGUAGCUCUCCUACUCCUUCACCCUCUUCUAGUGAGGAUCGUGAAUCAUUUGCAGGUUUAACUCCCAACCCAUUUGCCCAAUACCAUAAUCAACAAAGCAUGGGUGAUCAAAGGUCACUAAAGCAACUUGGAGCACCCGAACCUUAUGCCUCACAAAGUGGGAUCUUAGCCCCCACCACUCAAGCGAACAAUUUCGAGAUAAAGCCUAAUUUCAUUUCAAUGAUAGAGAAGAGGCAAUUUACCGGUGGGAAAUUUGAGAAUCCCCAUGAGCAUCUCAAAGAAUUUCUCAAGUAUUGUGACACUAUCAAGAUCAACGGGGUGUCCCAAGAGUACAUAAGAUUGAAGAUGUUUCCGUUCUCACUCAUGGGAGCGGCGGAACAUUGGUUGAACAAGGAUGUUCCUCCCGGUUCCUUCACGACUUGGAAUGAGGUAACUACGGCGUUCCUAGGAAGGUUUUACAAUCACAAGAAAACCGCCGAGGCUCGCUCAAAGAUUCAAAGUUUCCGCCAAAGAGGUGGAGAGUCUCUUUGUGAGGCAUGGGAGAGAUUCAAAGAAUUACAAAGGCAAUGCCCACACCAUGGGAUUCCUAAUUGGCAAGUUCUCCAAACAUUCUACGGAGGACUCUCCCCUCAAAGUAAGACUAGCCUUGAUGCCGGAGCCGGAGGCCCAAUCAUGAACAAAAGGGAAGAUGAAGUGGAGAGUAUCAUAGAAGAAGUUGUGCGCAAUUAUGAGGAUUGGUACGAAGGUGAGAGGGAAGCCACUUCUAGCAAAGGAACGGUACAUUCCGUCGAGCAAACCAAUGCCAUCACAAAUCUUUCCAACCAAAUGGCAAAGAUGGCGAAACAAAUGGAGGAGUUCAUGAAAUCAAGUUCCCAAAAUGCUUCCUCCCCUUCUCCCAAGGGAGGCCAUGGUAUGAAUCCUUCUACUUCUUCUCCCUCUAAUUACAAUGCCAUGCCUCCUGGUUGUAUGUUUUGUGAUAUAUGUGGAGGCUAUGAUCAUAAUUCUCAACAAUGUAUGUCCAUAAGUGAAGGUCCCCCUCCCCAUGAAAAUGAUGAUAAUGUUGAAGAUGUUAAUGCCAUGAAUUUUAAUGGGAAGAUCCUUGAGAGUGAACUAAAUGUUGAGAAGAGUCCCGAUGUGAGGAUAGGACUUGAGGUUGAGGAUGAAUCAUCAAGAGAGAAUGAGAUUCUAGAGGGAAGUGCCGGAAAGAAUGAGAGGGAUGUAGUAAAGAGCUUGCAUGUUUCUAUACCCUUUGUGGAUGCUAUGAAAGAGAUGCCACACUACUCUAAAUUCCUAAAAGACCUCCUGAAUGGAAGGAGAGAAGUUGAAACCGUUAGCUUAACCGCAAAUUGUAGUGCUAUUCUCUCCAGUAAGCUACCAACUAAAUUGCAAGAUCCCGGUAGUUUUUCCAUCCCUUGUUCUAUCAAUGAAGUUCAUUUGGGGAAAGCUUUGUGUGACCUAGGUGCUAGUGUGAGUUUAAUGCCUUUCUCGGUCUACCAAAAGCUUAAUGUGGGAAACCUUUCACCUACAAACAUCACCCUCCAAUUAGCAGAUAGGUCCACAAAAUUGCCUAUAGGGAAAGUAGAGGACAUACCCCUUAGAGUCGGUAAGUUCACUUUUCCGGUGGACUUUUAUGUUCUUGAAAUGGAUGAAGAUGAAAGAAUUCCUAUAAUCUUGGGUAGGCCAUUCCUAGCUACCUCUAAAGCAAUUAUUGAUGUCAAAGAAGGCAAGAUGACCUUGAAGGUUGACAAUGAUUCUAUCGAAUUUGAUUUGAAUAAGGUGAUGAGACAACCUUCCUCUGACAAUGAAUGUUUUAGAAUAGAUACAAUUGAAAACUUGAUGAAUGAGUUUAGAUACCCUUAUAUGCAUGCUUCUAAUGAUCUACUUGAGAAUGUUUUGUUGAAUGAGAAUGAGGUAGGUGAUCAAAAGGAGAUGCAAUUAUAUGAGGAAAUGCUUGAUAAGAAAGAAGAGACAACCCCCGACCAAGAGAUGCCCCAACCGUAUGAAGUCUUCCAAGUAGAAGAGGAGGAAAUCUCCAAUGGUAAGGUAGCUCCGAAGGUAGAAUUGAAACCUCUACCUUCGGGCUUGAGGUAUGUCUUUUUGGAUGUUAAUGAUACUUUUCCGGUCAUUAUCAAUGCUAACCUCACGGAAGAGCAAACCUCCUCAUUGCUUAAUGUUUUGAAAAUGCAUAGGAAGGCUUUGGGUUAUACUCUUGAUGAUCUCAAAGGUAUAAGCCCCUCCCUAUGCAUGCAUAAGAUCGAUUUAGAGGAGGGUGCUAAGCCGUGUAGGCAACGGCAAAGGAAACUUAAUCCUUCCAUGCAAGAGGUUGUGAGAAAGGAAGUUUCCAAGCUACUUGAAGCAGGGAUCAUCUAUCCAAUCGCUCAUAGUGAUUGGGUAUCCCCGGUUCAAGUAGUGCCGAAAAAGGGAGGUAUGACGGUAAUGAUCAAUGAUAAGCAACAAUUGGUCCCAACUCGGCUUGUUACGGAAAGGUGUGAGAGUGCCAACUUGGUGCUCAAUUGGGAGAAAUGCCACUUCAUGGUGGAAAACGACAUUGUUCUUGGCCAUAAAAUCUCCCAAGCGGGCAUCGAAGUCGAUGGUGCGAAGGUUGAUGUGAUCGAGAAGCUUCCUCCUCCCACAAAUGUGAGAGAAGUGAGGUCCUUCCUUGGUCAUGCCGGCUUUUACCGCCGCUUCAUCAAAGAUUUCUCUUUGAUUGCUAAGCCUCUCACAUCUCUCUUGCAACAGGAUAAAGAAUUUGUAUUUGAUGAAGCUUGUCAUGAGUCAUUUUGCAGGUUGAAAAAGGCCCUUUGCACCGCCCCCGUAGUCCGAGGACCGGAUUGGUCUCUACCAUUCGAGCUAAUGUGCGAUGCAAGCGACGGGGCCAUUGGAUCAGUUCUGGGACAAAGAAAGGAUGGGAAACUUCACGUUAUAUACUAUUUGUCCAAGACUCUCAAUGAUGCCCAACGAAAUUAUACAACUACCGAAAAAGAGUUUUUGGCGGUUAUCCACUCAUUUGAGAAGUUUAGAACCUACCUCAUUGGUUCUAGGACAAUAGUGUAUACCGAUCACUCGGCUCUCAAAUAUUUGAUAAGUAAGAAGGAGGCCAAACCGAGGUUGUUGAGAUGGGUGUUGGUCCUUCAAGAUUUUGAUUACGAAAUGAGAGAUAAGAAGGGAGCCGAGAACGUGGUGGCGGACCACCUCUCUAGGUUAGGAGCUGCAAGAAUACAUGAAGACGAUUUGCCAAUUGAAGAUGCCCUAAUGGAUGAUGUCUUAUAUGCUCUUGAGGCAAAAUCGGAGCCUUGGUAUGCGGAUAUUGUGAACUACUUGGCUUGUAGUGCCAUACCUCCGGAUUUCACUCCUCAACAACAUAGAAAGCUCAAGCAUGAAGCAAAGAAGUAUAUAUGGGAUGACCCCAUGUUGUUGAAGAGAGGGGUGGAUGGACUCUUGAGAAGAUGUGUUCCUAAUGUAGAAUUCCAAGAUGUGCUCUCAAUGUGCCACUCAUCCCCUUGUGGUGGUCAUAUGAGUGCUCAAAAGACCGCUUCCAAGGUUUUGCAAUGUAUGCUCUUUUGGCCGUCUCUAUUCAAAGAUGCUUGGCAAUUUGUUAAGACUUGUGAUAGGUGCCAAAGGACAGGGAACAUAUCACGGCGCGAUGAGAUGCCCCAAAAUCCUAUUCUUGAACUUGAAAUCUUUGAUGUUUGGGCAAUUAACUUCAUGGGCCCUUUCAUCUCAUCCCAAGGAAACCGGCACAUUCUAGUUGCCGUUGAUUAUGUCUCCAAAUGGGCGGAAGCCGUGGCAUCUCCCACCAACGACUCAAGGGUGGUCAUCAAUUUGUUCAAGAAAGUCAUCUUCCCAAGAUUCGGUGUUCCUAAGGCUAUCAUAAGUGAUGGAGGCUCACACUUCAAGCACCAUGCAUUCAACAAGCUUCUUUCAAAGUACGGUGUAUCUCACAAGCGAGGCCUUGCUUACCACCCCCAAACAAGUGGUCAAGCGGAGGUCACAAAUAGGGAGUUAAAAGUCAUCUUAGAGAAGACUGUUGCUAGAACAAGGAAGGAUUGGUCCAAGAUGGAGCACCGAACGCAUUGGGCAAUCAAGCAAAUCAACUUUGAUCUCCACAGUGCGGGUGAGCAAAGGCUUCUAGAGCUUCAUGAGUUGGAAGAGCUGAGAAUGAAUGCAUAUGACAGUGCAAGCCUCUACAAAGCAAGAACCAAGGCAUGGCACGAUGCUCGAAUUUCCAAGAAGGAAUUUGUGGAAGGACAAAAGGUCCUGCUCUACAAUUCAAGACUCAAGCUCUUCCCCGGGAAAUUGAGAUCUAGAUGGAGCGGUCCAUUUCAAGUGUCCAAAACCUUUCCUUAUGGCUCGGUUGAGAUUUUCAAUGACAAGUACCCUCCAUUCAAAGUGAAUGGGCAGCGUCUCAAGCCAUACUAUGAGGGUCAGCUAAUUGAGAAGCCAGAAAAUUUAUCUCUCAUUGAUGUUUCCAAAUCACCAUGA